AUGACUGCAUUCAACAACCUUCGCAUGACCGGUGGCCAGAAGGGUUCCAAGCCCAAGUUCAUCAUCUUCAAGAUCUCCGACGACAAGAAGCAGGUUGUUGUCGACGAGGCCUCUGACGACCCCGACUACGAGGUUUUCCUCAGCAAGCUUGAGGCUGCCAAGGACGCCAACGGCAAGCCUGCUCCCCGCUACGCUGUCUACGAUGUCGAGUACGACCUAGGUGGUGGUGAGGGUACAAGGAGCAAGAUCAUCUUCAUCUCUUGGGUGCCUUCCGGUACCUCCAUCAACUGGUCCAUGAUCUACGCCAGUACCCGGGAGGUUCUUAAGAACGCUCUUAACGUUGUCACAUCCAUCCACGCCGACGACAAGGGCGACAUCGCCUGGAAGUCUAUCCUUGCUGAGGUCAGCGGUGGGAAGGCCAAAUAG
Messenger RNA from Aspergillus mulundensis, 426 nucleotides. RefSeq names its product actin-binding ADF family protein. The transcript has 3 exons. NCBI's taxonomy places the organism in Eukaryota, Fungi, Ascomycota, Eurotiomycetes, Eurotiales, Aspergillaceae. Gene Ontology annotation, molecular function: actin filament binding. Gene Ontology annotation, cellular component: actin cytoskeleton; cytoplasm; actin cortical patch. Gene Ontology annotation, biological process: cell motility; actin filament severing; actin filament depolymerization. The record is from RefSeq and is a predicted model, not a curated record. Bases 1 to 426 code for a protein of 141 amino acids.